UUUGCAACAAACAGCUUUUUUUUACCCCAUUCGCAUCAACUUGCAAGCUCGCACACUCAAAAUGGUAUAAAAAGAGUACACAAACUUACAGUCGGACGGCAGAUACAACCAUUGCAAGUUCAACAACAGGAAAAAACCAGAAAGAACGGCACACUCAAAAAAAGCUCAUCAGCAACAGCAACAGACAUAAGCAUGAGAGUUUGGUUCGCCUUGUUUGCACUCCUUACGGCGGGUGCUUUAACAGUCACAGCUGAGGAUUCGCGCACAGAGCUGAUAGGGUGCAGCAGUACUUUGUUUCACCUGGCCGCAAACCGUAUUUCGCGGCAGUUUGAAGAGUUCGUGGAAUGCAAGCAAACGGCCACGGAUUGUAGGGAACCUGUUCAGCGAGGGCAGAAUGCGCUCCAGCAGGGGCUGGUCGAUUACAUGCAAUGCACAGAGUACAUUCAUUAGUUGGACAAAAUAAAUAAAUCGAAUCAAAUUUUUCAACAAUA
Molecule: messenger RNA, 491 nt
Organism: Anopheles stephensi (Asian malaria mosquito)
Lineage: Eukaryota; Metazoa; Arthropoda; Insecta; Diptera; Culicidae
Exons: 2
Source: RefSeq, a predicted model, not a curated record